Cotesia glomerata is the source of this 891-nucleotide messenger RNA. Its product is annotated as solute carrier family 66 member 3-like. The transcript has 6 exons. The record is from RefSeq and is a predicted model, not a curated record. Bases 256 to 876 code for a protein of 206 amino acids. NCBI's taxonomy places the organism in Eukaryota, Metazoa, Arthropoda, Insecta, Hymenoptera, Braconidae.
UAUUUAUAUUUAUAAAUGCGUUUAUUUAUUUUUUUACUUGUUCAGUAUUAGUUAACUCAUAAUCUAACAAAUAGCCAUGACUUGGCCCUGAAUUAUUUAUCUAGUGAUUACUAAUUAUAAUUAGUGAUUACUGAGAAAAUAUAGAACACCUGUUAUUGUGAAAAUACUGUAUAUAUUUCCGCUCGGUUUUAAAUAUAGUCUUCUGAGAAAGUAUAAGGUCUAGAAGAAAUUAAUCAAAAAACCAAAGCCGCUAAAAUGAAUUUGCAUGUGAUUGCUGAUACACUUAGUAUCAUUACAAUAACUAUUUGUUUUAUACUCAAGGUUCCUCAAAUUUUAAAUUUAUUAGCUGUCAAAUCAGCUAAAGGAAUGUCUAUUUUAGGAUUAAUGUUAGAACUUACUAGUUACACAGUAACGACAUGUUACAAUUACACCAAUGGAUAUUCAUUAUUAUCUUACCUAGAAUAUCCAAUUAUUUUAAUUCAAGAAUACAUACUCAUAUAUCUAGUAUUAAAAUAUCUGAAAAUGAUAAAUAAAUUAACGAUAGCCAUUGCUUCAUGCUACUUCGUCGUUGGUACCUGUAUUUUAGUGGGAAUUAUCCCAAAAGUUAUUCUUACAUUUUUAACACCAAUGGGUACUCCAAUAUCCGCGUCCAGUAAAAUAGUCCAACUGCUAGCAAUCGUGAGAUCAAAAAACUCAGAGUCUGUCUCCAUACUAACGUGGUUUAUAUCAGCCUUCACCAACAUGACGAGGAUAUUCACCAUCUGGGUCGACUCUGCAGAUUUAUUAUUGCUAGGAAACUUUAUAAUUUCAACAGUAUUAAGUUUGAGUGUAAUGCUGGCUGUUUAUUACAAGCCUUCUAAAAAGAAUUUAAGUUAGUAAAAUAAUAAUAAU